Sinocyclocheilus grahami is the source of this 1275-nucleotide messenger RNA. Its product is annotated as raftlin-like. The transcript has 5 exons. The record is from RefSeq and is a predicted model, not a curated record. NCBI's taxonomy places the organism in Eukaryota, Metazoa, Chordata, Actinopteri, Cypriniformes, Cyprinidae. The coding region runs from base 1 to 1275 and encodes 424 amino acids.
AUGGGCUGUAAGUUGCAGAAGCCUCGAGGGUCAGAUGAAGCUCCGGGGAAGAUUUUCUCCACCCUCAGAAGAGCACAAGUGGAGACACACUCAGGAGUGGCCUAUACAUACCACUUCCUGGACUUCCUGUUAGGAAAAGAAGCUUUGAUUGUAGACUUUUUUAGUGAUGUUACUGAUGAACAUUUCUUCUAUUUGUCCUGGUCGUUCUGGGGGAUGCAGGUGCAGGAUUUGGCUGAUCAGGGUGAUCUGUUUGUGGGUUUUUUGCCGCAACCCGGUGGAGGUCCAUAUUUCCUUGGUCACUGGGAACCAGAAGAUCUUUCCUCCUUGCACUCCAGUCCCUGUUCUGUGCAUCAGGGGCCUCCGACCCUCAGCUCUGCGAGCGAGCAGAGCCAACAGGAUAGAGACAAUGGGGAUCAUCGAAACCAGAAUCAUACAAACUUUAAUUCAGACAAUGAAGACUUUAUGAGCCACAGCUUUCAAAUACAAAGCCCUGAGAGCAGCCAGUGUUGGAAUAAUCAGAAUCCGUUCACUAAGUGUCCAAAUGUUGAAGGUGAAUGUACACAAGCUGAGGAUUUAAAGAACCAAGUGCCAUCACAUGAGUUUAUAUUAAGCUCUUGUGCACCAGAGCCACAUCAGAUCCAGAUUAUUAGAAUGCAGCCAAACUUGCCCAGCUGUGAUUUGGCAGAAAACAACAAAAGAGAGCACAAAGAGCAGGUCAAAAGCCAAGACAAACACAGCAAGCGCACCGGAACCACCCCGAUGCUGAAUCGUGUGCAGGUGUUCGCGCUGUACAACCAUUCGAUAGUUCUGGCGGGAUCGCCAAAGUUUUUUUCUUUGAGGGUUCCACUGCAGGUGCGCAGAGAGGCGGGGCUUGUUAGCUCGGUUGACUCCCAUUGGCUGGACCACAUGACGCAGCACUUCAGAAGUGGCGCGCAACUCAUCGACGGCUACUUUCACCUGGGAGACGAUGCAGCAUCUUCUUCCACUGUGGAGAGUGUUUUUAUCUUCCAAAGUGCUUCAGGUGAUGCCAGGCCAACCGCAGUGUAUGACGCCAUUGUAGUUGAGCAAUGGACUGUUAUUGAUGGUGUUGCGGUGAAAACAGACUACAUCCCUCUGCUUCAGUCUUUGGCUCCAUAUGGCUGGAGACUAAUGUGUGUUCUGCCCACUCCCAUCGUCAAAAUGAAAAGGUUCCAAAUCCAUACUAAACGCUUAAAGGAAGAGUUCACCAAAAGUAAAAAAAUUGCUGAAAAAAUUGUUCUCGAUCCAAGAUGUUGA